Myxocyprinus asiaticus (Chinese sucker) is the source of this 1153-nucleotide messenger RNA. RefSeq names its product nuclear transcription factor Y, beta b (gene nfybb). The coding region runs from base 105 to 722 and encodes 205 amino acids. Gene Ontology annotation, molecular function: DNA-binding transcription activator activity, RNA polymerase II-specific; protein heterodimerization activity; RNA polymerase II cis-regulatory region sequence-specific DNA binding. Gene Ontology annotation, cellular component: CCAAT-binding factor complex. Gene Ontology annotation, biological process: regulation of transcription by RNA polymerase II. The transcript has 7 exons. NCBI's taxonomy places the organism in Eukaryota, Metazoa, Chordata, Actinopteri, Cypriniformes, Catostomidae. The record is from RefSeq and is a predicted model, not a curated record.
CACGGGACUUUUCAGCCCUGCGCAGGGACUGGCUCUUCCGCAGCCAUUUUCUGUCCAACCAAACGGCCGAACCGAGACGAGAACCAACCAGGGCUUCAUCGCAGAUGGACGGGGAUAGUUCAACCACAGAUGCCUCCCAGCUUGGCAUAGCAGGAGAAUAUAUCGCUGGUAGUCACUUUGUGCUCCAAGCUCAGGAUGAUGAAGGUGAUGAGGGACUCAUUGACCAUGAUGAUGGCAAUGGAAGCAAAGACAACUUAAGGGAACAAGACAUCUAUCUCCCCAUAGCCAACGUAGCCCGAAUCAUGAAGAACGCAAUCCCCCAAACUGGAAAAAUAGCCAAGGAUGCAAAGGAGUGUGUGCAGGAAUGCAUAAGUGAGUUUAUCAGCUUCAUCACUUCAGAAGCCAGCGAGAGGUGCCACCAGGAGAAACGCAAGACGAUAAACGGAGAAGACAUCCUGUUUGCAAUGUCAACGUUGGGUUUCGACAUGUAUGUGGAGCCUCUUAAGCUCUACCUGCAGAAGUUCAGAGAGGCUAUGAAAGGAGAAAAAGGCAUAAGCACUGUAACAGUAACCGAAGGCAUGGGAGAGGAACUUACCGAUGACUCUUUCACAAAUCCAUUACCUGCAGGGAUUAUAACAGCUGAUGGACAGCAACAAAAUGUGAUGGUGUACACCACCUCAUAUCAACAGAUCCCGGGUGUGCAACAACUACAGUUCUCCUGAAGUUGUGCUACAUUGUCACGUCCAGAAAUCAACACCUAAUCUUCACAAAUCAAACCUCCACACUUCCACACACAAGUGAAGGUUAUGAAUUAGUUGGGUCUGUUGUGGGGGAUCUUCUGUGGACCCAUUUUUGUGCUCUCAGAUGUCAAAGAGCUGGACUUCUAAGUUUCACUUUGUUUUUGUGUGUGGUCUGUGUGUGUCUGCGCACACAUUUUGAUUUUUAAAUGAACUAGUCUGUUGGGUGUUACUUUUGUUUUUUUCAUCACAUAUUUGUACUUUUUAUCUAUUUAAAAGGGUUGAGAUAAAAAGGGUGUUAAGCGCCUCUAUUAAAGCAAUAAAAAUAGAACAAAUGUGAACCUUCCAGCCACUGCAUGUCUAAUUUUAGUUUGAUGAAAUGUUAACUGUUAAAAUAAAAUGGGGUUGUGAUUUUU